Lepisosteus oculatus (spotted gar) is the source of this 4776-nucleotide messenger RNA. RefSeq names its product ATP-binding cassette sub-family C member 5. The record is from RefSeq and is a predicted model, not a curated record. Gene Ontology annotation, cellular component: membrane. NCBI's taxonomy places the organism in Eukaryota, Metazoa, Chordata, Actinopteri, Semionotiformes, Lepisosteidae. Gene Ontology annotation, molecular function: ABC-type transporter activity; ATP hydrolysis activity; ATP binding. Gene Ontology annotation, biological process: transmembrane transport.
AACUGGGAACAGGGACUGGAGACAGGACAGCCUGGAGGGACGCACCUCGCAGACCGCGUCCCGCACGGAAAGAAUCAAAACGCACCUUUUGCGCUGUUAUAAUGCUUUCAGUAGUUUAAGCUAGGAAAGUGCGGUCUUCCGAGUAACCACCUGUCUCUGAGCUCAGACGAUGCUCGCAGGUGGAAUGGCACACCUGUGACGCUCUGCGCAAGUGCGACCGAGUUCUGAAAGUUGUUUGAUUCGCUACGGUGUCUCCGCGCUCCUUAUGUAAUACUGCCGGAAUUUCUGAAAAACUUGAAUUCAAUUGAAAAACACAACACUAUUAUUAUUAUUUUAUUUGUAUUAUCGCUGCCGCCCACUUUUCUGAACAAGGAAGCUUUGCUCAUGGCUUCAGAAACUUUCAGAUCCGACUCGGAGUGCCAAACGGCUCAGAAUCCCGCUGUGUACCCUGAUGCCCUUGAGUCCGUGGGCCGGGCAGAGGGCUUGACCCUGCACAACCCUGCCCUGACCGACCCCCGGGCGCUGCUGGACCUGGAGGAGGAGGACAGAGGGGUGAAAAGGAAGGGCAGGUACCGUCACAGCCUGCAGCUGCUCAAGCCAGUCAGAACCACACACAGGCACCAGCACCCUGUGGACAACGCAGGGCUCUUCUCCUUCAUGACUCUGCAGUGGCUGUCCCCACUGGCCUGGAGGGCCCACAGGAUGUCUAGCUUGGAGAUGGGCAACAUCUGGGGGCUUUCCUGCCACGAGGCCUCUGACACCAACUGCCAACGGCUGGAGCGCUUGUGGCACGAGGAGCUGAAGAGGAGGGGCAGAGAGGGGGCCUCGCUGACCAGUGUCCUGUGGAGGUUCUGUAAGACGCGCACUCUGGUGGCCAUCUUCGCCCUGCUGGUUACCAUGGUCACAGGCUUCGCCGGGCCUGCCCUGCUGGUCCGUGCCCUGCUGGAGUAUUCCCAGAGCCCAGAGCCCAGGCUGCUGCACGGCCUGUCCCUGGUGGGUGGGAUCUUCCUGAUGGAGCUGACCCGCUCCUGGUCCUUUGCGCUCAUGUGGGCUGUGAACUACCGCACUGCCACCCGCCUACGGGGGGCAGCGCUCACCCUUGCCUUCCAGAAGAUCCUGCGCCUGCGCAGCACCAAGGACACCAGUGUUGGGGAGCUGGUCAACAUGUGCUCCGGCGAUGGGCAGCGGCUGUAUGAGGCGGCCGUUACAGGGUGCCUGCUGGCAGGGGGCCCUGUAGUGGCCGCUUUGGGGCUGUCCUACACUGCUGCCUUCCUGGGACCCACUGCACUGCUGGGCUCGGCCGUUUUCAUCCUCUUCUACCCCUCCAUGAUGGUUGCCUCGCGGCUGACGGCUCAUUAUCGACGGCGGUGCGUCGCUGUGACAGACCAGCGUGUGCGCCUCAUGAACGAAAUUCUGGGCUGCAUUAAGUUCAUCAAGAUGUACUGCUGGGAGAAGGCCUUCGCUCAUAAUGUGCACAAGGUCCGGUCGAAGGAGCAGGGGAUCUUGGAGCGAGCUGGCUAUGUCCAGACCAUUACAGUGGGCAUGGCUCCGGUUGUUGUCGUGAUCGCCAGUGUGUGCACUUUCAGUCUGCACAUGGCGCUGGGUUAUGACCUCAGCGCAGCUCAGGCCUUCACUGUGGUCGCCAUCUUCAAUUCCAUGACCUUUGCCCUCAAGGUCAUACCCUUGGCUAUCCGCACUUUGUCUGAAGGUGCUGUGGCAGUGAGGCGUUUUCAGCGGCUGUUCCAGAUGGAGGAGCGCGCGGCCCUGACGGCGAGGGUGGAGGACCCCAAGAAUGCAGUGGAGUUCAGCGGGGCCACGCUGGCCUGGCCGAGCAGAAGGGACAGCGGCCGGACAGCAGCCGCCAGGUCUGGCCCAGCGGGGAGGAUGGACAGGGAGCUACGGGAGGAGAGGCUGAGCCGGUCCAUGGCCGGGGAGGAGGAGAAGGGCAGCCCUGGGGAGCACAGCGGCCCACUCCUCCUCCCCAACAUGGAGCAGGACAGCCCUCAGAGCACCGUGACCUCAGGACAGGACCCUCGCCAGCUGCUGCAGGUGGACCUGCACGUCAGGAAGGGCAGGCUGCUGGGGAUCUGUGGUGCUGUGGGAAGCGGCAAGAGUUCUCUCCUGUCGGCUCUGCUGGGACAGAUGACCCUGCUGGAAGGUUCCAUUGCAGUGACAGGGGAGUUUGCCUAUGUACCGCAGCAGGCGUGGAUUCUGAAUGACUCGCUGAAGGAAAACAUCUUGUUUGGAAAUAAACAUGAUGAGGAAAAGUACCGAGCUGUUCUUGAGGCCUGCUGCUUGGACCCUGACAUUACUGAGCUGCCCCAUAGAGACAUGACGGAGAUCGGGGAGCGAGGAGCCAACCUCAGUGGCGGCCAGCGCCAGCGUGUCAGCCUGGCCAGAGCCCUGUACAGCGACCGGCCCCUCCUGCUGCUGGACGACCCCCUCAGUGCCGUGGAUGCCCACGUGGGGGCUCACCUGUUCCACAGCGCCAUCCGAGGGGCAGCAAAGGGGAAGACUGUGCUGUUUGUCACACACCAGCUGCAGUUCCUGCCCGAGUGCGACGAGGUGGUGCUGAUGGAGGAGGGGCGGAUUGCCGAGCAGGGCACGCACGCUGAGCUGAUGGCCCGGGGCCACCACUACGCCAUGCUCUUCAGCAGCCUGCAGCGGGAGAACCUGGUGCGGAAGGACAUGAGCACCAGACUGCAGGGUGUGGAGGGCAGAGCCCAGCUGUCCCCCAGCAUCAGCACCACGGACAGCGAGCUGAGCGACAGGAGGGCAGCAAGCCAGCUGAUGAAGACAGAGGAGAAGGGCCUUGGGGCAGUGUCCUGGUCUGUGUACAGAGCUUACAUAAAGGCAGCAGGGGGCACCCUGGCCUUCCUCACCAACAUCUUCCUCUUCCUCCUCACCACGGGCAGCAUUGCCUUCAGUAACUGGUGGCUGAGCUACUGGAUCCGUCAGGGCAGUGGGAACUCGUCGGAGCUCCUGGGGAACGAGACGGUGGCCAGUGACAGCAUGAGGCUGAACCCACACUUCCAGGCCUACUCCACCGUCUACAUGCUCUCCGUGGUGGCCCUGCUGCUGCUGAAGGCAGUGCGGGGGCUGGUGUUCGUGAAGUUCACGCUGAGAGCCGCCUCCACGCUCCACGACCACCUGUUCCGCAGAGUCCUCCACAGCCCCAUGAGCUUCUUUGACACCACGCCUCUCGGCCGCAUCCUCAACCGCUUCUCCAGGGACCUGGAUGAAGUGGAUGUGCGUCUACCUAUGCAGGCUGAGAUGCUCUUGCAGAGCCUGGCCAUGGUGCUGUUCUGCCUGGUGAUGGUCAGCAUGGUCUUCCCCUGGAUCCUGCUCUCUAUCCUGCCCCUGGGUCUCUUCCUCUUCCUGGUCAACCGCAUCUCAAGGGUCCUGCUCCGUGAGCUCAAGCGUCUGGACAACAUCAGCCUAUCGCCCUUCACCUCCCACAUCACCUGCAGCCUGCAGGGACUGUCCACUAUCCACGCCUAUGGCAGGGGCCCGGACUUCCUGUGCAGGUACCAGGAGCUGCUGGACUCUAACCAAGCUCCUCACUACCUCUUCAGCUGCGCGAUGCGCUGGCUGGCCGUGCGCCUGGACCUCAUCAGCAUCUUCCUCGUCACCCUGGUCGCUCUGCUCAUCGUGCUGAUGCAUGGGAGUAUCCCCCCUGCAUCCGCCGGGCUGGCCAUCACGUACGCCAUGCAGCUCAGUGGCUUGUUCCAGUUCACUGUGCGCAUGCUCUCCGAGACGGAGGCCAGAUUCACGUCCGUGGAGCGGAUCAGUCAUUACAUCCAGAACCUGGAGGUGGAGGCACCAAGAAACAGCCCUGCAUCCUCCCCUGCCUCCCCCUGCUGGCCACAGGAAGGUCACAUCCAGUUUGAAGAUGUGGAAAUGCGUUACCGUGACAACCUACCCCUGGUACUCAAGAAGCUGUCCUUCUGCAUCCAGCCUGAAGAGACUGUUGGGAUUGUGGGACGAACUGGAUCAGGGAAGUCCUCCUUGGGAGUCACGCUCUUCAGGCUGGUGGAGCUGUCCGGAGGCUCCAUCACCAUUGACGGUGUGAAUAUCGCAGAGACAGGACUAGAGGAGCUGAGGACGAAGCUGUCAAUCAUCCCUCAGGACCCUGUUCUGUUCGUCGGCACUGUCAGGUCCAAUCUGGAUCCGUGGGCUCAGCACUCGGACAGCCAGCUCUGGGAGGCUCUGGAGAAGACGCACAUGAAGGACUCUAUCGCCCUGCUGCCUCAGGGCCUGGACUUCGAGGUGAUAGAGAAUGGAGAGAACUUCUCCGUGGGAGAGAGGCAGCUCCUGUGUGUCGCCAGAGCCCUCCUGAGGCACAGCAAGAUCUUGCUGCUGGACGAGGCGACGGCCGCGAUCGACUCGGAGACCGACAGGCUGCUGCAGCACACGAUCCGCCGCUCCUUCGCCGGCUGCACCACGCUGGUGAUCGCGCACCGGCUCAGCUGCGUCCUGGACUGCGACAGGGUGCUGGUGCUGGACCAGGGAGAGGUUGUGGAGUUCGACGCCCCCUCUGUCCUGCUGGCCAGAAAGGACUCCUGCUUUCGAGCCCUGGUGGAGGCCGCAGAAGGAAGAAGCGCUGAAGCAGACUCUGGCUGAGGCUCUGCCCCACCCUGUCGCGGCUCCGCAGCCUGACCUGAGACCACAGCUCCCCGCGUAAACCGUGGAAAGAACGACGUCAUCCUGAUCGAAGCUGUUAAUUACUUUGCGAGCACUCCUCGUCUGCGGAAUAAACCACUUUCAGUUUCUGUA